AUGGGGACUUCCGCUUGGCUGUUCUCUCACCUCAGCUUUCGGCUUCAAUUAAUCCACUCGAUGCCGUUUCUUGGGGGAUUUCCAACCUUCGAGCUGCUCCGCUGUCGUGGCUCCACCGUCGAAUCUGAAAGGCACCGUCAAAGCCACCGACUUGAAAAAGGUAAGAAUGACAAGGGGCUUAAGCUUUACGAUCCGGGUAUCUUAAUAAGGCUCCUGUACAAUCGUCAAUUUGAUCGAUGUGUCAUAAAUUUUGAUGUAUGGAAACUCACCAUCCGAAAAUCAGUUGGCAGACUGGGAUUUCGCUAUUUUAUAGCAUUCAGCUGUACCACAAGGAAUAUUGAUACAGCUGCUUGA
Messenger RNA from Fraxinus pennsylvanica, 354 nucleotides. Lineage: Eukaryota; Viridiplantae; Streptophyta; Magnoliopsida; Lamiales; Oleaceae. The record is from the annotation of a GenBank genome assembly.